Mesorhabditis belari is the source of this 861-nucleotide messenger RNA. The record is from the annotation of a GenBank genome assembly. NCBI's taxonomy places the organism in Eukaryota, Metazoa, Nematoda, Chromadorea, Rhabditida, Rhabditidae.
AUGUUGUGCACAAGAAAGCGAACAGAGUGCGACUCGCCGAAUGAAUCCGAAGCCGGGAUGGCACCGCGAAAAGAUGAUCUCUUUUGGAAUGCUAUUAUGAAUGUGAAAAUCAAAAAAAGCUUGAACAUUUUCCGAAGACGACCAAAACUUGAGCGCGCAUUUGUCAACGAAUUAGCGCAUCGAUUUCAAAUUUCAGAAGUUGAUGUGAAAAAGGUACACGCGAUUUUCGUGGCCAUGGACGAGGACGGCUCCGGCUCAAUCUCAUCAAAUGAGGUCGCCACGAUGCUCAUGGGAUUCGGCUGUGAUGUGUCGCCAAAAGUUGUGCAAGCAGUCAUGCGCACAUCGGAUGUGAAUGGCGACGGGGAAAUCAAUUUCGAGGAGUUUCUCUGUGCUGUCACGAGUAAAAUAAAGCAAGAUGGAGCGACAUCUGAAGGGAACAAAAAAGAAAUACAAGUGCUUUCCGAUACGGAAGAUCAAAAAAAUCUACCCGUUUGUCCAUGGGAAGAAGAGCAAAUACACGCUGAAGAUCCGGAGAAGCACGAGUGUGUGGAUGAAUUAACAUGCCAACAACACCGUCCAUGCAAAGAACUUGCGGCAAAAUACGAAGAUAAAAUGCGAGAAGAGUAUAGACAAGCAAUCAACAGCGUGCCCACGUCACCAGAGUUUGAAAGGAAAGAAAAUCGAGGAGAUGACGAGUUGAAUAACAAUCGAGAAAAAGAGGAUGAAAGAAAAAAAAGCGAAUCGAAUGAAGAUGUUUGGCAACAAAAUGAGGAACUAGAUCACACGAUACGAUCGGCAACUAUUUACACAUCAAUGCAAAUGCUCGACUUUUCGGAUUUCGUGCAAGUUGUGCAGACAGUU